AGCAAUUUUUGUCUUUUGAAAAGAAAGCUCUGGUUUCUCAGGUUUUAUUCAUGUGAAGACUAGUAUAAAAAUUGAUCAUAAAACCUGAUAUGUUUCUCAAAUCAGGACAUCUUUGGUACAUGUUCCUUUUCUCUGUUUUCAAUAUCUUACUGUUAGUGCUUGCGUUUUAACUUUUGUAGAAUUAGUCCAAUUCUUAAACCAAAAUUCUCUCCCCCUCUUGAGCUUCUUCCACGGCCUCUCUAAUGGUGGAACAAAAUCCCCCCUUUGAUCUUCUCUACUUCCACACCUUUCUCUCUCAAAAACUCUGAGAAUGAAGACUUUUUCAAGCUUCUUUCUCUCUGUAACAACCCUCUUCUUCUUCUUCUUCUUCUUCUUCUUCUUCUCUCUUUCAUUUCAAGCUUCACUAUCACAGUCUUUGUACAGCGAAAUCCAUCAGCUUAUAAGCUUCAAAAACGUUCUUCCUGACAUGAAACUUCUCCCAGACUGGUCUUCCAACAAAAACCCGUGUACUUUCAAUGGCGUUACUUGCAGAGACGACAAGGUUACUUCGAUUGAUCUCAGUUCCAAGCCUCUCAACGUCGGAUUCAGUGCCGUGGCUUCAUCUCUCAUGACUAUCACCGGAUUAGAGUCUCUGUUUCUCUCAAACUCACACAUCAAUGGCUCCAUUUCUGGCUUCAAGUGCUCUGCUUCUCUCACCAGCUUGGCUCUAUCAAGAAACUCUCUUUCCGGUCCUGUAACGACUCUAACAGGCCUUGAUGUUUCUCGUUGCGUGACUCUCAAGUUUCUCCAUGUUUCUUCCAACAAUUUCUCCAUUGGGAUUCCAUUUCUCGAAGAUUGCUCGGCUUUGCAACAUCUUGACAUCUCCGGGAACAAACUACCCGGCGAUUUCCACGGUACGGUUCCUCCUUUCUUCAGCUCUUGCUCACUUCUGGAAUCACUCGUGUUGUCGAGUAGAUUUCAGCUCCAACAAUUUCUCCGGUGUAUUUUCCCAAAUCUCUGUCGGAAUCCUAAAAAUACUCUCCAGGAGUUUAACCUUCAUAACAAUGGCUUCUCAAAUCUCGUUUCGCUUCACUUGAGCUUCAAUUACCUCUCUGGGACAAUUCCUUCGAGCUUAGGGUCCUUAUCGAAGCUUCAAGAUCUGAAACUAUGGCUGAAUAUGUUAGAAGGAGAGAUCCCUCACGAGAAUAUGUUAGAGACUCUGAUUCUCGACUUCAACGACUUAACCGGUGAAAUCCCUUCCGUUAGGGCUGUGGUGUUUGCCUUCAGGCGGAAUGUGCUGAACAUGCAUUCACAGAUUAUGCAACAUAUCUUUCUUGAUAUUCCAAGUCUUGGUUUCUUCACAACCUAUGCUUUGCUGGUUCUCGCAUGGGCAAGCAUUUACUGUCAGGCGCGUUCGAUAUCCACCGAUGGACUAAACUUUAGCUUCUUCACAAUUACUGGAAUUGUAUAUGUAGUCCAGAUAUCUCUUUGGUUGCUUUGGAUGUGGAAGCCUGUUGGAGUUAUGCUAAUCCUAUCUAAGAUGUUCUUAGCAGGUGUUUCAUUGUUCGUCGCCCUUGGAUUUUUACUUCACGGUGCAAGGCUUUUCCUAAUGAUUCAUCGGUUUCCAGUAGAAUCUAAAGGGCGUCGCAAGAAGUUGCAAGAGAUGUGCUUUGCUGCUUUCUAUGAGGGAGCAAACCUUGAUGUGAUGGAUCAUCCAAUCCUUAAUCUCAUAUAUUACUUGUUGGUAGAGAUAAUACCAUUUUCUCUGGUCAUGUUCAUCUUGAGAAAGCUCCCACCAAAACGAGACAUCACACCAGAAGAUCUACAUGAAAGUUAAUAAUCAGACUAUUUUUAAUCCCAAAAUUCUCUGAAGAAUCUCAAGCUUUCUACUUCAAUGUUUGUUUCAAUAUAUCUAAGAUUUUAAUCUUGAUGGCCCUUCUCCAUUUACUUUUGAAUAAUAAAUAUGUUUGACACAA
Arabidopsis arenosa is the source of this 1955-nucleotide messenger RNA. The record is from the annotation of a GenBank genome assembly. NCBI's taxonomy places the organism in Eukaryota, Viridiplantae, Streptophyta, Magnoliopsida, Brassicales, Brassicaceae.